Messenger RNA from Staurois parvus, 407 nucleotides. The record is from the annotation of a GenBank genome assembly. NCBI's taxonomy places the organism in Eukaryota, Metazoa, Chordata, Amphibia, Anura, Ranidae.
GCCGGAGAUGUCGGCUCGGUCAUGUGAUCAGCUGUGUCCAAUCACAGCUGAUCACAUAGGGGCUGAUGAUCAGUGUGCCCUGAUGAUCAGUGUGGCCCCAGAAGUGCCACCUGUCAGUGUCCAUCAGUGCCAGCAGUCAGUGCUCAUUAGUGCCACGUGCCAGUGCCCAUCAGUGCCACAUCAAUGCCACAUAUCAGUGCAUACCAGUGCACAUCAAUGUCACAUAUCAGUGCCCAUCUGAGCUGCCUUUCAAUGUCACCCAUCAAUGCCAGUCAGUGCCACCUAUCAAUGCCAAUCAAUGCCACCUAUCAGUGCUGCCAAUCAGUGCCACCUAUCAGUGCCAGUCAGUGUCGCCUAUCAGUGCGCAUCAGUGCCGCCUAUCAGUGCCAGUCAGUGCCACCUAUCAG